Meloidogyne enterolobii is the source of this 660-nucleotide messenger RNA. Lineage: Eukaryota; Metazoa; Nematoda; Chromadorea; Rhabditida; Meloidogynidae. The record is from the annotation of a GenBank genome assembly.
UUUGGUACUAAUUUUCGUUUUGGCUGUAGUGUUUAAAGCGCAUGUGAAUUUAAGAAGAAAUGGAAACGUCGAACUCCCUGGAAUUAGGUUUGCUAAAGGACCCCUUAGUAUAUAAGGUAUAAAUAAUAAGAGCGGAAGAUAAUCAAGAUGCGAACAAGCGACGACACGUCAGGAAGGAGUGAAUCUUCCAAAAUAUCUCCGCCCUUUAAAACGGGUUCUCUUCUUCAGUUACUUUGUAAAUUCAAUGGAGGAUGUACACCUGAAUCAUUGCACAUCGAAAUGAGAAAAAGAUACAACGAAAAUUUACAAUUCCUACAAACACUUACAAGCAUGACAAAUGAAGAUAUCGCCACCGCGGGAAUUGGACAACGUGAAUUUUCUGAUGGAAAACCUGGAAAGAAGUAUUUAGUUACAAAUCAUUUGCGUCAUAUUCAGUUUGAAGUAUAUCCAAGUAAAUUAACAAUUAUGGGCGCUGAUCGUGUGUUUGCAUUGCGUGGAUACCUACGUGUGACUAUUAGACAAUAUUUUUAUGUUCGGCAUCACAUAGAUCUCAUCUAUCCCCAGCUACCUUUGGUAUGCGUUUUUGGCGGAAGAAACCACCAAUAUUUCUACCCUAUUGAAUGCUUAGACUAUGUAGACUUUGAAGAACAGAAAAAUUAA